Messenger RNA from Rotaria socialis, 567 nucleotides. Lineage: Eukaryota; Metazoa; Rotifera; Eurotatoria; Philodinida; Philodinidae. The record is from the annotation of a GenBank genome assembly.
AUGUGGAUCUAUGCUACUUUUAUUGUAGCUAUCUCAAUUAAAAUAGUUUAUCUUCAAACUUGUUCAAAUUUUGAAGACGGUAUUGAUCGUUCUGGACCAUGGUAUGCUUACGUUCAAACAAUGCUAUCUACCGACUCAUGCUGUAAUCUCUGCAAUGCUGAAGGUACAAGAUGUCAAUCAUGGGUAUUUGUUCGUGCAGGAGGUAGUUAUGCACCUGGCUGCUAUCUUAAACAAAAUAUUCCAUCUAUAAACGAAACUUCUACGAAUAAGCAGUAUUGCACUAGUGGUUUUAAGCAAACAUCAUUGAUCACGAGUGGUCGAUGUGCCUAUCCUGGAGGAAUAUUUGAACUGGGUAUUGAUCGGCCAGGUUAUAAUUAUGCUCGCUUGUUAAGUAUAGACAGUCAUCCGGCUUGUUGUGCUAUGUGUCAAUUGGAAGGUGACAAAUGUCGAGCAUGGACAUUUAUUCGAAACGGAGCUGUAGGCAAAGAAAGCGGAUGCUUGUUGAAAAAUCAAAUACCACCAAUUAGCAAUGUUCCUUGUGUAGCAUGUACAUCUGGUACAAAAUAA